Prorocentrum cordatum is the source of this 877-nucleotide messenger RNA. NCBI's taxonomy places the organism in Eukaryota, Dinophyceae, Prorocentrales, Prorocentraceae. The record is from the annotation of a GenBank genome assembly.
GAAAGCGCUCGCAGACGUGCGCGUGAGACCGUUGUCAGUUCCGUAGUUUUUGGCUCAAGCCUCGCUCUGUUCCCCCCAAGGACGUCGUGUAGGCGGUCUACCAAUGCGUACCAGCGGCCCCUGCAUGGACGUCGUCGUGCACGUGGUGUACUUGCAUAGAAGGACAGCCCGGGAGGCCGUCAGCGGCCGCUUCGUGGACGCGGUCGUGCACGUGGUCUACUUGCUGGAGCCCGUCGUGCACGUGGUCUACGUCGUCGUGCGCGUGGUCUACAUGGUUUUCGUGGUCUUCGUGGUCUACUUGCUGGACGUCGUCAUGCACGUGACCUACUUGCACGACGUCGUCGUGCAAACGGUAUACUUGCCGGACGUCGUCGUGCACAUGUUCUACGUGGUCUACUUGGCGGACGUCGUCAUUGCACGUGGUCUAUACUUGCUGGGCGUUGUCGUGCACGUGGUCUACUUGCCGGACGUCGUCGUGCACGUGGUCUACUUGCUGGAGGUCGUCGCGCACGUGGUCUACGUGGUCUAUUUGCUGGACAUCGUCGUUGCAUCUGGUCUACUUGCUGGACGUCGUCGUGCACGUGGUCUACGUGGUCUACUUGCCGGACGUCGUCGUUGCACGUGGUCUACUUGCUGGAGGUCGUCGCGCACGUGGUCUACGUGGUCUAUUUGCUGGACAUCGUCGUUGCAUCUGGUCUACUUGCUGGACGUCGUCGUGCACGUGGUCUACGUGGUCUACUUGCCGGACGUCGUCGUUGCACGUGGUCUAUACUUGCUGGACGUCGUCGUGCACGUGGUCUACUUGCUGGACGUCGUCGUGCACGUGGUCUACUUGCUGGACGUCGUCGCGCACGUGGUCUACGUGGUCUAUUUGCUG